UCUGCUCUUUUUCUUCUCCCCGAUGCUCUGCCUCCCCGACCAGCCCCCCCUUGAGCCACCGACUUCUUCCUCCUUUGAAAACCGGUAGAAGACUUGAAAUUUCUUCUUCUUCUCUUGUUAAAUAACAAGCAUAGAACCCAGAAAAUCCCAGAUCUGCGCUGUUCUUCCCCUUGCUGUCCAUCGGCUUCUGCCAUCCGUGAUUUUUGGGCUUUUUCUGCCGCGAGUUCCCCUGCAGAAUUUCUUCUUCUCUGUCGCCGGCUUCCCCUCCAACUCCCGCCGGUUGCCAAGCUCGCCAGACCCGGUUUGCUAGCUGGAAAUUUGGGUAGGUAGCAGCUCUCCCAGUUUGGAUUUUUAAUCCCUUGAGUGCUGCCUUGUGUUGUCCGAAUUUUGCUAAAAUGAGGGGAGGAAUUCCGGUAGCAUUUAGCAGCCCUUUAAAUGUGUUUUGUUGUUUAAAUUAUGUGGAAGUUUCUUGAAUUGGCUGCUGUGAUGUUUUGUGUGAAAAUCCCGUGUGUGUGUGAGUUGUGGUUUGCCAAGCUAUGCUCUCCAUGUACUGCCCGUGAGAAAGGGGAAAAUUUUGGUAGCUUUAAGCUAUGUUUUUAAGUGUGGUUUAAGUAGGAAAUUAGCUUGAAUUGGGUUGUUGUGAUUUUGGAGAAAAAUCCCGUGAAAUUAGCUAGUGUUUUGCCCAAAAUUUUGAAGUUACCGUCACUGUUCACUGCGGAUCACUGUUCACUGGGUACUGUUCAUAGGCACUAUUCACACACCGAGAGUCAGUAAUUAAUGGGGAUUAAAAUGUCUAGUUUGUAAUAUAAGAAUGAAUUUGGAGAUGUUCGGUUAUGUGAAGAUUGAUAGAAAUAGCAUCGUGAUUAGGGGUAGCACUUGGGUUAUGUGAAGAUGUACGGUGACAGAACUGAUUUCAUUUUGAAUUUGUGGUGGUGCGGUAUUAAUUGUGGAAUAUUGUGAUUAGGUUUUGAUCGUUCUGUCACCGUAGCACUUGGGUUAGCCUUCUGUUCUGUGCGAGUGAGGAAGCGAUACCGAGGACGGGGAAACUGAGUGGAGUGACGAGUUAGAAGGCUAGCCAUUUCGAGAUUGGUAUAGAUUUAGAAAUAAAUCAUGCUCUUGCAAGCUAGAGUGUAUUUGGAGAUUUUAUGAUAUUAGAGCAGAUUGUAAAAUUUUAUCUUGAAAUUUUGUGGUAUCAGAUUGUGAUUUGAAUAAGUUCUGAGCCUUGUGCAUUCGUGGGACCCGUCUCACUGGUGUACGGCGUCUGUCGCGCCUCGAAUUUGGGUUCUAGGGCGUGACAAAAAGAUUAGAUGCAUUAAUGUUCCAUGAGAUCUGAAGGUCGAUAUGUUUGAAUCCUAAAUAUUUGAAUUCCUUAUGAAGUAAAAUGUUUUUUCCAUU
Molecule: messenger RNA, 1395 nt
Organism: Rubroshorea leprosula
Lineage: Eukaryota; Viridiplantae; Streptophyta; Magnoliopsida; Malvales; Dipterocarpaceae
Source: the annotation of a GenBank genome assembly